Pimephales promelas (fathead minnow) is the source of this 1955-nucleotide messenger RNA. It is a transcript of the gene ubap1la, whose product is annotated as ubiquitin associated protein 1-like a. The record is from RefSeq and is a predicted model, not a curated record. Lineage: Eukaryota; Metazoa; Chordata; Actinopteri; Cypriniformes; Leuciscidae. Gene Ontology annotation, biological process: ubiquitin-dependent protein catabolic process via the multivesicular body sorting pathway. Gene Ontology annotation, cellular component: ESCRT I complex. Gene Ontology annotation, molecular function: ubiquitin binding.
UGGUAGGCAGGCUUAUCUGAGUAUUCAAGGAAUUGAACCUCUUAAGCAUCUUUAGCAACUUAUCAUCUUGUGAGAAAUGGAAAGGAACAUUAUUAUGACGAUGUAAGUUUAUGAAGGAUUAUGAAGUGUGAGUCAGUGUUUAAGCCUGUGUGGACAUGAGUUCACCAGGGGACAUGAGGCUUCUGUUAUUAUACACACGUGAAUCUUAGUUCAAUCAAUCUGACACCGAAGAACAUACGAUACACACACACACACAUCCUUCGACUCACAGACACUACCAUAAACUACAGCAGAAUGUCCAGUCUGGAUGAGGUUCCAUUUAAAGUUGCACUGGACUCAAUGGAGACACAUUUUGGUCAGAAAGAGACGUUUGCAGCUCCAGAGAUAAAGAUCCCAGAUUGUGCUCAAAUACUGCGUGAUACAAAGUAUUCAUUCUCUCUGGAGAAACGGAUUAUGGCUAUAUUGGAAGAACAGCAGCGGAAGAACAGGAAGGCCAAUAAAGCGCCCCCGAGUGUGUCCCCCACUUGCCCACCACAUUGCCUGAUGUUCAGCAGCCCGCAGGAGCGCCGCUUGGUGCGCCUCAGAAGCGCAGAGUUCUGGGAAGUGGGCCCACGUUCCCGCAGCCUGAGCCUCAGCGCUGCAGACUCGCGUAAGCUCCGCCCCCUGCGGACGGUCCAGUUCCUCAUCGCCGACACCGAUUGCGAGGGCGGCUACGGUGAAGAUGACGAGGGCUCGUCUACUGAGGAAGAUGAUGCUCGUAGCAAAGAAAGGCCGAAGAGCUCCGGCUCCCAGUGCAUGCGAUGUUCAUUUCGUCAGACCCAGAGAGGCUCCAGCCCUCGCCCCACCCCGUCCUGCACACCCCAGAGGGCCCGACCGAGCUCUGCCUCCUCUAUAAAAGACAUACAAAAGCCUGUCCCGCUUUCCCUCAGCCAGACGCCGCAGAGCCGUCCUCACAGCUCCAGAGAGCCCCGCAGAAAACCUGCUGUUACCAGAACCAGCGGGCGGAGGAACUCACACACGCUCUUACAGCCGAGACCCUCGUCUGCAGGACAGCUGCCCUCAGCCAGGCCUCAACCCGCCGCACAUGAUGUGCGUCCGCGGACGUCUGCAGGGCUGAAGGACGCUCCAGUAGACUUGCUGUGUGCUUUGAGUCAAGAAGAAAGGGAUCUUCUUGAAGCCGUUACACAACAAGGAUACACACUGCGCACUGCCAUACUAGCACUGCAAAGGACAGGACCCAAGAGCCUUGAUCAGAUUUUGAGGUACCUGACUUCAUGUGAAAGUCUCUGUCGGCUGGGUUAUGAGAAGACUCAGGUGGAAGAAGCUUUGGAGAUGUUCCAGAACUGUGAGAGCAAAGCUUCAGAGUUCCUGUUUCUGCUGGCUCAGUUCUGUGAGAUGGGUUUCCAGCAGAGCACCAUUAAAGAAGUUUUACUGCUGCAUGAGAACCAUAAAGAGAGAGCCCUGGAGGAGCUUAUGACCCGGAGCGGCUGAGAAACCAUGAUCCUCUGCUAUCUCAAUAACUGAAUGAAAUAAUCCUGAGCUUCAGCAUGAACAAUGGAAUGAAUGAAUGAAUCCUCAACUCUAAGUAUAAAUGAAUCAUCGACAUGCUCUCUGAGCAUAUGAAUCAGUCUUUAUCUUCAGCUCCAUAAAUUAAUCUAUAAAUAGGCUAUUUACAAAUUCUUCUGAAUGAAUGAAUCCAUAGCAGCUUUAAUACUCUAGUCUUUCAUGGAGAAGAGGUCCUGUUUAUGUUAAUGAUUUUCAUUGUAUUAUUGUUUAUAUUGAUGCCACAUGAUUAACUGUAGAUCUGACAAAGAUUAAUCACUAGUUGAUGAGAACCAUAGCUCAGAGUUCAUCAUCAUGAUGAAGAUUAAUCACUUUGAAUUUAAUUAACCCUUAUGCUGCAUUAGGGACAUUUUUGGUCUUUUGCAGUUUAAUUUCUUUGACCAUUUUGGCUG